AUGUUUGUGACCAGUUUGCUUUUAUCGGGGCUGUUUUAUUACAAUCCGCUCGUAGCGGUGGCCGUGUUUGCGCUUGUGGGGCUUCUCUACUGGUUGGUGAAACAUAACUACAAGUUUUGGGAGAUAGAAGGAGUGCCAUAUCCGAAACCUUCCCUGGUGACGGGAAACCUGGGUCCUACGCUAACGCUGAAGAAACACAUUUGUGAGCUGGCUAGCGAUUGGUACAAUGCCUAUCCAGACAAACCGUUUGUGGGAUAUUUUAAAAUGUUCACACCCGCCAUCAUGGUGAGAGAUCCCGUGCUCGUGAAGAACAUAUUGAUGCGCGAUUUUGAAUGCUUUGCGAACAAUGAUUUCCCAAUCGACACCAAGUACGAUCCACUGCUUGCCAAUCAUCCCUUCAUGGUGGGAGGUGAGCGCUGGAAGCGAUCACGCAGCUUACUGACGCCAUCGUUCACCGGCACGAAGAUUAAGCAGCUAUUCCCGGUCAUGCAGUCGGUAGCCGAUGCGUUCGUAGCAUUUAUCGGACGUCAUUUGGCGCAGGAGUUCGAGGCUAAAGAGGUAGCGGUACGUUUUACCACUCAAAAUGUGGUCGCUUGUACGUUCAGCCUCGAUGCUGAUUGUUUUGCGGAAAAGGAGAGUGAAUUCCGGCGCAUUGGAAAGCGAGUCUUUGACGUAUCACACAUGGCCACUUUCAAGACAUUUAUGGUCGUUUUUCUACCGACGAUUGCAAAGUGGAUUCCAGCACCCUUUCUUCUAAAGGAGGUGGACGAAUGGAUUAGAUCACUGGUAGCAAACCUGAUCAUCGAACGAUCAGCCACAGCACAAGAAGGUUCCUUACCGGAAGACUUGAUGCAAUCGUUUCUCAAGAACAGGGAGAAAAAUAACACCAGCCAAACGGAAAUUACGGCUCAAGCGUUAACUGCUUUUAUCGAGGGCUUCGAAACCUCCAGCGCGACACUGGGCGCUGCCCUGCACAGUCUUGCCAAACAUCCAGAGAUGCAGCAAAAGCUGUACGAUGAGAUAGGAAAACAGAUCGCUGCCAAUGAUGGCAAGCUGGACUUUGAUGUGGUGCAGCAGAUGGAGUACUUGGACUGGGUAAUGCUCGAAACGUUACGGAUGUACACACCAGCAACAACGAUGCAUAAAGUUUGCACCAAGAAGUACAUCAUGCGCAAAGGAUUCCGGGACGAGAAUGGGCACGAUAUGAGCAUAUACGUGCGUGAGGGAACACCAAUCUUAAUUCCCAUACUCGCAAUACACAUGGAUCCCAAGUACUAUCCAGAACCGCAGAAGUUUGACCCGGAACGAUUCAGCCCGGAGCGGAAGGUGAUGCAUCCGGGCGCAAUAUAUAUGCCGUUCGGUGAAGGGCCAAGGAUGUGUUUGGGAAUGCGGUUUGCCCAGGCGCAGGUGAAGCUAGCAAUGGUGAAGUUGCUAUUACACUACCGUGUUACGGUUGGGCCGAGCGAUAAACCAUUCGUUAUUGAUCCGCGUUCAUUCGUUUACCAACCCAAAGAUGGGUUGCGAAUUGUGUUUGAAAAGCGAUAA
Molecule: messenger RNA, 1545 nt
Organism: Anopheles marshallii
Lineage: Eukaryota; Metazoa; Arthropoda; Insecta; Diptera; Culicidae
Product: probable cytochrome P450 6g2
Exons: 7
Coding region: 1-1545 (514 amino acids)
Molecular function (GO): oxidoreductase activity, acting on paired donors, with incorporation or reduction of molecular oxygen; iron ion binding; monooxygenase activity
Source: RefSeq, a predicted model, not a curated record